GAAAGAAGAAGCCUACUGCAGAUGUGUUUGGCCGAGAGGAGGGAUACACCCUUGACUGGUCGCCAGCCUAAAAUGCACCAAAGCUUUCAUACCUAUAGAGGUUUUUAAUGAACCCAACAUUUAGGAUUUGGGAAUGUGGGAGUAAAAAAUAUCACCAGGCUGAUGGUUAGACGGCUUGACGGACACCCGAAUUUAUGGACAAGGUUUUAUUUUCUCCGCCAUUUUGAUCGGUGACAUCGCCGGUCGUCGUCGCCCGCCUGUUGAAGUUGAUUUCGGCCGGUGUCGGAGGGGAGGGGGGGGUCGACAGCCGCCUCCAAGACCACCGCGCUCACGGUGGAUGGAUGGUUGAGUGGAGGUCAUCGCUAGCGUAAAGCUAACGCCACAAGGAACACAAGAGCCCCGCUACGGGCCGCUCUGACAGCCCGAGCGUAGCCGACAACCAAAGGAGCAUGAAGACUGAAAGCUAAAGUUUACGAGGACGUAAGCCAUGUUUUGGAAGUUUGACCUACACACAGCUUCUCAUCUGGAGGCUCUACUGGACAAGGAGGAUGUCACGCUCGCUGAGCUCAUGGAUGAGGAUGACGUGCUGCAAGAGUGCAAGGCUCAGAACAGGAGACUCCUCCUGUUCCUGUGCCAGGAUCAGUGCAUGCAGGAGCUGGUCCGCAAGAUUACCACAGAGCCUCCUUCUGGUAUCGAGGAGACCAAGCGAUUUAAGUAUUCAAACAUAGCAUGCGAGUUGUUGACAAGUGACGUGGGAGUGAUCAACGACAAGCUGGGCAACGAGGAGUCUCUCCUGGAAACUCUGUAUGCCUUUCUGGAGCAGCCCUCCCCUCUGAAUCCCCUGCUGUCAUCGUUCUUCAGCAAGACCAUCGGAAACCUCAUCGCGCGGAAGACUGAGCAGGUGAUUAGUUUCCUGCGACGGAAGGAGGGCUUCUUGUCCUUGGUUCUAAAGCACAUCGACACUUCAGCCAUGAUGGACGUCCUGCUCCGACUUAUCAGCUGCGUGGAGCCGCCCCCGCUUCGGCUGGAGACUCUGGCUUGGCUGAAUGAAGAAAAGCUGGCCCAGAGACUCAUAGAAAUUAUUCAUCCAAAGAUGGAUGAAGAGAGGCAGUCCAACACUUCUCAGACUCUGUGCGACAUCAUUCGUUUAAGCCGAGACCAGGCCAAUCAGCUUCAGGAGAUGUCUCAACCUGACCCUCUGCUGACCGUGCUGGAAUCGCAGGAGUGUGUCGAGCAGCUGUUACAGAACAUGUUCUCAGGAGAGAGGACUGAGAGCUGCAUUGUCAACGGGAUUCAAGUUCUGCUCACAUUGCUGGAAAUCAGGAGGCCUGUUGUGGAUGGUGUCAUGGACGCACGCGGGUUUGAGAGAAGCUACACCGUGAACAGCAGCAUCCUGUUGGCCAUUCAGCCGCACUUGCUCCAUUUCCACCAGCUACUUCUGGAGCCUCCCAAACGAAAUCCUAUGCUGACCACUUUGGGUGUGCUGGAGGAACCUUUGGGGAACACGCGGCUGCACGUAGCCAGACUAGUGGCCUCUCUGCUCUACACCAGCUCUUCCAGCCACGCAGUCAUAGCGCAGGAACUCUGCCGACUCAAUACAGUAGAUCUUCUUUUGAACUUGUUCUUUAAAUACACGUGGAACAACUUCCUGCACCUUCAAGUGGAGCUUUGCGUGGCGGCCAUCCUGCGGCCCUGCGCCCACGAAAUGAGACUUCAGACGGGCUUCGUCUCCCAGGACAAUGCUAAGCUUCCUCAGGAUGUGUCGCAAGAGCAGGCUUCGGCGGACGUCGCUGUCACCCAUGACAAUUCCGCACAUAAUUUAUUGGUGACUCAUUUGUUUCAGCACUGCCGCCUUGUUCAAAGGAUUCUACUGGCCUGGGAAGAGAAUGAGAAAACCCAGUCAGAAGGUGGAAUGAGAGGAGGCUACAUGGGGCACCUGACAAGGAUCGCCAACACGGUUGUCCACAACCUGGAGAAAGGCCCGGUUCACACUCAGAUCAGUAAUCUUAUCAAUGAGCUACCAAAUGACUUCAGAGGGCGCUGGGAGACUUUUGUUAACCAGACCCUUUCAGAAACCAACAGGAGAAACACCAUUGAUCUGGUUGGCAGCGGUAACCCCCGGCCUUCCUCGGAAGAUGACAUGGAAAGCCCUUUCCCAAAAGAACUGACACUACAGCAGGCUUUCUCAGACUACCAAAUUCAGCAGAUGACUGCAAAUUUCGUGGAUCAGUUUGGUUUCAACGACGACGAGUUCACCGAUCAUGACGACAGCAUCGGGGCAACGUUCAAUCGGAUCGCUGAGAUCAAUAUCAACAUCGAUUUGGGCCAGGACAGUGCCAAUAUGGCUUCGUUUGAAGCCUGCGCCAAGGAAAGGAUUCAAGCCUUUGACGAUGAUGAAGAGGACAUCUGGGAGGAAAAAGAAAUCAAUUAUGCAACACAAACCAAGUCAAGGAACAGGUUCGGUGGGUCGCAGGCCGCCCAGGGCCAAGCACCGAGGAAAGCGUGUGAUAGUUCAGCAGCUUCUGAAAAAGCAGCAAGUUCAGACUCCGACGAAGGAGAGGAGCUGCAAGACAUUGACCCUUUCUCCAGCCAGACGGAGGCCACAAAGAACUCCGGCUGGAUUGCGGAUUUUGGGGAGGUGAAUUCAAAAGCUCCCGCGGCAGGCGUCGGCUUUGCAGCCUGGGACAGUCACCAGCCUGCCGCCGCUGAGACGGAGGAGAAGGGCUGGGCCAAGUUUACAGACUUUCAGCCUUUCUGCUGUUCUGAAACGGGCCCCCGAUGCAGCUCACCCGUGGAUUCGGACCUCAGCACAAAACCAAACCAGAACCCCUGCGUGUGGAGCGUAUGUGGGGCGAGGAAAGCCCCUCUGGUGGCGUCGGACAGCUCCUCCUCCAGCAGCUCCGACACGGAUGAAGACGAGAGCAAAACUGCACCCGGGUCUGCCCAGACGGCGACCACUGAGACUAUCAACACGGGCGCCGGCAAGGAGACCUUCCGGCUCACUGUGGACGCCAAGAACGAGCGCGCCGUGUUCAGCAGCCACACAGAGAAGACGCCGGUAGAGGAAAAAGGAAAUGAGGGGGCUGCAGAAUGUGAAAGGAAACAAGGAGACUGUCCUAGUCCAGCUAAGGGCAGUCCGACCCAGCAGCCGGCUUCUUUCACACAAGAGGAGCAGUCCUCUGCCAACGGACCGGCUUAACCACAUCAUCACCAUCUUGAUCGUCGGAGACUCUUCCAUGCGCAGCCACGCUGUCCUGUGAUUAGUCUUAGCGGCCACGUUUGCCAGCCCAGUGACAUUAUUUGCAUUCAUUGCUAUAGAGAAGCACACCCAACAGCCAAAUGAGGUUACAGAUUAAUGAUAUCUGCCCAUGACAAAAAAAAAAAAAAAAAAAAAACUUUCCUGCACACGACUCUAAACUUUGUCUGAGUAUCACUGCAUUUGACUACUGACAGUUCAACUACACAUAAAGACACAAAACUAACUUUUCAAUUCAGAAUUUAAGCUCCCCAUGUGUAUGGAAAGCCAUUUUAGCAUUUAUUCCAUAUUCCUGAGAUGCAAAUUAGGGUCACACUGAUAGCGCAAAAAAAUAGCAUUAGUAGAAAAACAUCACCUGUGUGGCAGUUAUUCUAUUAAUGCGCUCUAUUAUCUUACAAAGUAGGACUGUACACAACAAACCGUAGGAUCUGGAAUAAAUGCGCAAACUGCUUUCCAACAUCUGAUCAAACAUUUCAAACUGUUUCGCUCGUGCCCAAGCGGGCAUAUCAGACAUGGAGCAACCAUGCAUGUCACUACUCUGAACAAAUCCAUCUCAUUUCAAUGCGUGAGAGUGUGAGCUCUGUCCAAAGUGAAGAGGUUACUCUCAGGUCUGAGGAGAAAUAUGCCCAAUACGAAAGGACGGCAAACGUGUAACACGUGUGUGCGCGCACAAAAAACAAAACAAAAAAAAAAAGUAAAAACAAACAAAAAAAAAACCCUCCAAAAGACACAUCCCAGUGUGCACAUGCCCAGUCAUACCUCCCCUUCUACUUCUCGGAAACUGUCAGUUGUACUAUUGUGAUAUUUGCACUUGUAUUAGGUUGUGUCUACUCUUGGUAAUAAACGUAAUAUAAAUGUAUACAGUAUAUAUAUAUAUAUAUAUAUAUAUAUAUAUAAUCAUCUAUUUUUGGAACAAAAGAUAGGAAAGUUGAAUGCAUGUGUUGUAUGAAUGCGCGUUGUUGAAAUGAGGCAAUAAUGACGUCUUGGUAUCCCAGCAUCAAUUCAGGAGGAGUGUGUGUGUGUGUGUUGUGUGUGUGUGUGUCUAAGUAUAGUCUUCCAUAUCAUUAAAUUAAUCACUUUUUUCGUGCAUUAGGCAAUCAGUUGGAAGCGAACACGAGAUCACUCAUUGUCUUGUUACUUAUACGUUGUCAAAGAAAAAAAAUAAAAGGUACCAAACGUUGAUUAGGGGUAAGGCCUAAAGUACCGUAUUUCCUUACUCAACUGCAAAGAGUUAAUUGAAUAAAGCAUUUAUUCAGGGUGAGGCGUUAAAUAGAGGAUUUCCUCACAACUGCUGGGGGUGGUUUUUUUUUUUUUUUUUUUAAUUUUAUCCCCUCUCAACUGAGAGAGAGAGGACAUUUGAGGGGUAAAGCUUUAAGUUUCGUAUUUCCUCCUAUAGCGAACUGCAGAGAGGAGUGAACAUUUAUUGGAGGUAAGGCCUGUAAGGUCCUGUAUUUGGUCAUGGGGGGGAGGGGGGUGUGUUCACUCGCAGUGGCACUUUCCACUCAUCUCAGGGCUGGUGGUGACUUCAGUUACACAUUUGCCCAGUUUUGGAAUCAUUUGCAGGCAGCAGGCUAGUGUUACCGUGUCUGCUUCCUAGUUCUGGGGUUCAGUGUUCGAAUCUGAGCUCGGGCCUUCCCUGUGCAGAGUUUUGUUCUGUACUUGUGCUUCUUCCCGGAUUCCCAAAGCGUGUUCAUUGGCAACUCUCAAUUGUCCAUGGUCCGAAAGUGAGUGUGAGAGGUUGUUUCUUUAUAUUUACCCUGAUUGGCCGGCGACCAGUCCGGGGUGUACCCUGCCUUUUGCUCAGAGUCAGCUGGGAUAGGCUCCGGUCCACCUGCAACUAUAAUAAGUGCUGUUUGGAAAAAAAAAAAAAAAAAAAUGGAUGAAUAGAAUCAUUUAGGUAGAUUCGUCUUAAUUCACAAGCACUUUUUUUGUAAAGGCUGCAUUUGAAUGGAAUAGCUCACGUUGUGUAUUCAGGUUAGAAAGUUUUGCUUUUCUGUCAAAGUCUUCCCUCAUUGAGUAUUUUUUUUUUUUUUAAUUUGUGACAGCCAUUAAAAUCCAAAGCAGUCUCGUUUUUCCAAACGAAUGUGACACUUUUGGUUGUUCCACGUGUGAAAUGCUCUGAACAAAUCCGGUUUAAGAGAGGAGGAAAAUGGCACUAUUUGAAUCUAUCAAACUCUUGUUCCAAGUGAGAAAAACAACUGUUAACGUGUAACGGUACAUUGCUUUGUGGGCAUCUCACCAGCUGUUGCCCAUUCCAAGGAGUUUGUAUGUGUCUGUGUGUGUGAGGGGGGGGUGUAACGCAAAUAAAGCUGUGCUGUAAAAUGCCUUUCAUUUUUGCCACUCAAACUAAUGCUGGUGUUAACUUUUUUUGAAGUAAUGUGUCUGUUACUUGUCACUUUAGCUUGUAAAUUCAUAUGAACCUAAUAAAUAUGUCAAAGGAAAAGAAAGCCUGCGUGUGUCAGCCCUACUCUGAUAUGGAUGCGGGCUCAAAUAUGUUUACCUCGAGGGAGAGGUGAAGCAAUGAAAUAUGGAGCUUCUUGUCGCACACUCAACUACACUUUGGACAGGAGACAACAACAAAAAUCAUACAAAGGCUAGUCAUACAUUUCAAGUCAUUUUUUCCACUUGUGUAUAGAUGGGUUAGAGCAGUGGUCCCCAACCUUUUAUCACUGCGGACCGGUCAAUGCUUGACAAUUUUUUACCGUGGGGGGGUUACAUUGUUUGUAUUGGAAA
Syngnathoides biaculeatus (alligator pipefish) is the source of this 5989-nucleotide messenger RNA. RefSeq names its product protein phosphatase 6, regulatory subunit 2b (gene ppp6r2b). Gene Ontology annotation, molecular function: protein phosphatase regulator activity; protein phosphatase binding. Gene Ontology annotation, cellular component: nucleus; cytosol. The transcript has 25 exons. Lineage: Eukaryota; Metazoa; Chordata; Actinopteri; Syngnathiformes; Syngnathidae. The coding region runs from base 488 to 3199 and encodes 903 amino acids. The record is from RefSeq and is a predicted model, not a curated record.